Molecule: messenger RNA, 2101 nt
Organism: Plectropomus leopardus (leopard coralgrouper)
Lineage: Eukaryota; Metazoa; Chordata; Actinopteri; Perciformes; Serranidae
Product: excitatory amino acid transporter 2
Biological process (GO): L-glutamate import across plasma membrane; L-aspartate transmembrane transport
Cellular component (GO): plasma membrane
Molecular function (GO): neutral L-amino acid transmembrane transporter activity; L-glutamate transmembrane transporter activity; glutamate:sodium symporter activity
Source: RefSeq, a predicted model, not a curated record
GUGUUGACUCGCUCCUCUGUGGAUGCUUUGGAAGAGUUGGUGGAAAGCUGAGAGCUGCUAGCUGUCAGCAGAGCUCUUGUGUUUUUGGGCCACUGGCUAUACCUGCAUGGGACCUUACCUGCUGACAUCUGGCAACAGUUUUUAAUGGAGCAGUUGUGAUCCAACUAACGACUUCUCAUGCUGAUUCCCUCAUAAAUACCAAAGGCUGGAGAUUUGAUCCUGGUCAAUGUAUAUAGCACUUACCUCAACUCCAACAGAAAUGAAUGCCAACAGUAUGCCUAAACAAGUUGAGGUGAGGAUGCACGAGAGUCACCUGGAGCCCAUUGAGGCCAGGCCUCAGUCCAAAUGUGCCAAAAUCUGCUCCAAGAUGUUCAAGAACCUUCUGCUCACACUCACCAUCCUUGGUGUGAUCUUGGGAGCUGUAGCAGGGAUGUUGCUUCGUGUCGCUUCCCCAAUCCACCCAGAUAUUGUCAUGGUGAUUGCUUUUCCUGGAGACAUCCUGAUGAGGAUGCUGAAGAUGUUGAUCCUGCCACUUAUCAUUUCCAGUUUAAUCACAGGUCUGGCCGGCUUGGAUGCUAAAUCCAGCGGUCGCCUGGGCACCAGAGCUAUGGUCUACUACAUGAGCACCACUGUUAUUGCUGCUGUCCUGGGAGUCAUCCUUGUGUUAGUCAUCCACCCUGGCAACCCCAAACUUAAAGAGAAUCUAGGCGAAGGCGAGAAAAACGAUGAUGUAUCCAGCUUGGAUGCCUUCUUCGAUCUGAUAAGAAACCUGUUUCCAGAGAACUUGGUGCAGGCUUGUUUCCAACAGAUUCAAACCGUCACAAAGAAGGUAGAGGUGGUUAUUGAAGAGGAGGUCAAUGCCACCACUGUGGAGGGUCUGGUGGCUAACAUUACCAAGGAGCCUCAGUUCAUCGUCAAAAAGUCUCUGCAGUUCAAAAGUGGCAUGAAUGUCUUGGGUCUGAUUGGUUUCUUUAUUGCAUUUGGCAUCUGCAUGGGCAAGAUGGGAGAGAAGGCCAAACUCAUGAUUGAAUUCUUCAACAUUCUCAAUGAGAUUGUGAUGAAACUUGUCAUCUUGAUCAUGUGGUAUUCUCCCUUUGGUAUUGCCUGUCUUAUCUGUGGUAAGAUCAUCUCCAUCAAGGAUCUGGAGGUGGUUGGCAGGCAGCUGGGCAUGUACAUGGUGACUGUGAUUAUUGGCCUCAUCAUCCACGGAGCAAUCUUUCUGCCCAGCAUCUACUUUGUUAUUGUCAGGAAAAACCCCUUCACCUUCUUCCUGGGCAUCUUCCAGGCCUGGAUCACUGCCCUGGGGACAGCCUCCAGUGCUGGUACACUACCUGUCACCUUCCGUUGUCUGGAGGAGAACUUAGGUAUCGACAAAAGAGUCACUCGUUUUGUGCUCCCAGUCGGUGCCACUAUCAACAUGGACGGAACUGCUUUGUAUGAGGCAGUGGCAGCCAUCUUCAUUGCCCAAAUGAACGGCAUCCACCUUGACCCUGGUCAGAUUGUCACUGUCAGUCUGACAGCUACCCUGGCCAGUGUUGGAGCAGCCAGUAUUCCCAGUGCCGGCCUGGUGACUAUGCUUUUGAUCCUGACUGCUGUAGGCCUGCCAACCCAAGACAUCAGUCUGCUGGUUGCUGUUGACUGGCUGCUGGAUCGAUUCAGGACCUCAGUGAACGUGGUGGGUGACUCCUACGGUGCAGGCAUCGUGUACCACAUGUCCAAGGCUGAGCUCGAAGAGCUGGACGCGCACAUGGCCAAAUCCGACGACAUUGAAAUGAUGACGAAGACCCCGUCUUAUUACGAUGACAUGAAGAACCACCACGAAAACAAUUCCAACCAGUGCGUCUUAACCGCUACCACCUCCACUACAGCUACUGCCACUGCUAACAAUUCUGUCGUAGUAGAUGAAUGCAAGGUAACCUCAGCCACUAACGGCUCUGCUGCGGAGUGCACGCUUGUUGAGGAGGGACCAUGGAAACAUGAAUAAUGGCAGCACAGAGAUCCCCUGCUCCUGGGCUCCACAAGCUUUCCUAUCUGGUGAUAAAAAAGAGUGAAUGAAAAAAAAAGUCACAUGAACAGAACUACUAAUUGUUUUUUUAUGUAG